Messenger RNA from Trichoderma harzianum CBS 226.95, 1013 nucleotides. RefSeq lists its product as hypothetical. The record is from RefSeq and is a predicted model, not a curated record. Lineage: Eukaryota; Fungi; Ascomycota; Sordariomycetes; Hypocreales; Hypocreaceae. The transcript has a single exon. The coding region runs from base 23 to 853 and encodes 276 amino acids.
GAAUGAAAACUUCAUCAGCAACAUGGUCGACAAGCUGGCGCCGCAGAAGCAGCCCAUCGGGCCAGCUGUCUUUAAUCUCAUUGCCGACUUGAUCGUUGACAUUCUUCCCGUCGGCGGCGAGAUUAAAGCCGCUAGUACAUUUAUUAAGAAAUUCAAGAUUAUACGGAAAGCCACCAAAAAAGAUAUCAAGGACGAUGGCAAGGACAUCAUAAGCGUCUUGGAGUCAAACAGCGACAUUGACAAGCAGGCCGCAGCAACCAAGGACACCCUCACUCAGCAAUUGGAGGCUAUUGUUACUGGCACACAGCAGCGUAUGAGGGAUCUUGUCGCACAGGUAUUCGGACCGAACCAGGACCCUACCACUGUUGAUGACGACCAGAUUGUCAACACUGUUGCCUUCAUAAAUACCUACCAUGGCGGGUUUCUCGACGACCUCCCUGCACAAUCUGAUCUUACUCCUCAGAUGGAGAAGCAGAUGAAGACAUGGAUAGCUUCUCAAAUCAUCAGCAUCCUUGGAUAUGCAUUGUUCAUUGAUAGCACUCCACUGGCAGAUCCUCCCGGCCAGCCUGGCGUCGUUUGCAACGCAGAAGGUGGUAUCCCACUCAGUGGAGGCUGUGGUCUGUUCCGCAUCGGCGCUGUCGUAGGUUCCGGAAACGUCAUCGAUGGUGCGCAAAAAGCCAACGAUAUUUUUGCCCUGAAUGACCUUGGGAUUAACAUGAACGACGUCGUCAAUAAUGCGAGAGGUUGCCCUCAAGGUAAUACUGUCGACUUCGAGGGUUUUCUGGAGAUGGAUGAUUCGAACCCGUUGCCUAACUGCAUGUUCAACUUCCCGGUUCAAGACGUUAAACUAUAAUCCCAGAAAGGGAUUCUGGCCUUUAUUAGAGGAUAGAUAGGAAGGGCUUUCCUUUGUUUUUUCCCAUGUGUUUAGUAAAAUACCCGGAGUUAAGCCUAGGCAGGCUUUUGUUAUUUUAGAGCGCGGCUGUAAUUUUAGGUUGAGAAAUGUAUAUUAAGAC